This is a messenger RNA of Plasmopara halstedii, 1782 nucleotides long. RefSeq lists its product as uncharacterized. NCBI's taxonomy places the organism in Eukaryota, Oomycota, Peronosporomycetes, Peronosporales, Peronosporaceae. Bases 1 to 1782 code for a protein of 593 amino acids. The record is from RefSeq and is a predicted model, not a curated record. The transcript is spliced from 3 exons.
AUGGAGGCAAAGGGUGAGGAAGAUCACGCGUCGACUAAGCUCAAAGCUUCAUUUAAGGCUAUCGAUGACAUUGACACAGACGAGUCAGGAGCUCCUGAUCCUGAAAUUGUAGCUUUACGUGACGGAUAUAACCAAACGUACAUUGUUCAGUCCAGCAAGAGCAAUCUUCAUGAAGUUCUCUUUCGUUGUGGCAAUUGGUGCUACAGUGGAAAAGUCGACUUGGGCAAUGCCGACCUUGAGCUUGCUGAUCUUCCAGUUGUUAUCCCUGCUUUACAAAAACAACAGGCAUCGUUACAGUACCUUAGCGAAUGGAAAGCUUUGCCUCCAACGUCUCAAUAUUCUUCUUCGCUCGAGACUUUGUACGAUGUUUACGACUUUAUCGGUGCAGAGCUUUCAAGCGAACGGAUUGAGCACAAAUUGUUAGAAGCAGCUGAGAAACAUACAUGGGUAGAUAGUGACGACGAUGGCGAUUCAAAGACCUUUUUUGAGCUACAAAGCGGUGGUUACGAAUGCUUUGAUGGAGUCGAUUUCGUAGCAAGCAAAACUUUUGUACGAGGUCUUGUGCUCGUGGUCAUUUACUACCAACGCAGUUUUUACGUUGUGCUGCAGGCAGCAGACGGCGAGCAACCUUUGUUGGAUGUACGUUUUCCGGAUCUAUCUGCUCAUUUGCAGGGCAUUCACCUUCAAACAUACUGUGACGAUGAUUGGAGUAACAUGAAGAAACUCACGUUAUGGCAAGCAGCAAACGCUGGUAAGCAUCAAAGUCGGCCAAGACCGUUAAAGGUACAAUGCACAGACGUGAGCGGCACAGGUUACAACCAGACAUUUCUCAUUCGGCGUACGCCACGUAUGGAUGGCUCAACGAGUGCUUCGAGUCUGCGCGAGGUGCUUUUUCGUUUUGGAAAUUGGUGUUAUAAUGGACAUGUGGAUCUGGGACCAAAGCUUGAAUUGGCUGACAUUCCCGUCAUCAUUCCCAUGUUAAGACGACAGCAAAGUGCUUUGACGUUCAUGUGUGAAGCUUCGAAGAUGCCGGCAACGUCUUUAUUUACUCCAUGUAUGGAGCAUCUUGCUGAAGUUGUGCCCGCUAUUCAAGAAGAAAUGUCUAAUGCAGAGCAGUUUGUGCAGACAUUGGCUCAGACUGGUGGAUCGUUUGUUAAUAGCAAGGGUAAUGCUCGAAGUUGGCUGGAAGACGAUAAUGUCGAGUGCUUCUUUGAGAUUGCUCUGAACAAAUGUUCUGCGUUUCAGGACGUUGAGGCAAUCGCGAGCAAGAUUCAUGUAGGUGGUGUAGUGCUUGUUCUGCUUUACUACAACUAUACUUUCUACGUAUAUCUUGAGAACGGAGAAGAAGAACAAAUGUUGCUGGACACAAACUUCCCUGAUGUGUCGCUGCAAAAUGAAGGCAUUCAACUAAAAACUUAUCGUAAUGGAGUUCGUGGUUGCGAAGAAUUGCGGCGCAUUAGUCUGUGGAAAGUUCAAAAUGACGAUAAUGGUGAUGAAGACGAUGAGCAGGACGCUGCAGCGAUUGACUGUAUCACUUCACGCACUCAAGACCAUUUUCAAGCCGAUUCGAAAGUAGAAUAUAGGCGCGAGGAAGGCGUCAAGUCGACACCCGAGUCGGAUGCUAAAUUGGCAAAAGACAAGCAGUCAAGAAAAUCUGCUCUGCCUCAUCACGUUGCCCCGCUCAAGAGGCCGAGUGGCAACCUUGGUAGCAUGCUCGAUCACGGUUUGAAAGCCCCGUGGGACGACACAGGGAAACCACUUGGAUUGCGGUCCAGUAAGUAA